Dromiciops gliroides (monito del monte) is the source of this 909-nucleotide messenger RNA. RefSeq lists its product as uncharacterized. Lineage: Eukaryota; Metazoa; Chordata; Mammalia; Microbiotheria; Microbiotheriidae. The record is from RefSeq and is a predicted model, not a curated record. Bases 1 to 909 code for a protein of 302 amino acids. The transcript is spliced from 6 exons.
AUGUUGUAUCUGCAGAUCGAGGCCCAGAGAGCAAAGGCUAAGAGGCUACAGAAAGAGAAAGAGCUAAGAUAUCCAGAGAUAAGAAAUGUACCAGAAAAGAAGGGAAGAUCUAAGAGUGCUGGAUAUAGUGUGGAAAUAUGGGAUAGUAGAAUACCAGAAGAGAAGCCAGGCUCUUCCCUAUCCAGUUCUACAGUGCCAGACUCAGAAUGGGUAAAGCUAAGUCCUCAAGAGAAAUUAUCCUGGGCAAAAAGUACCCAAGACCCUCGUAUUGCCCUAGGUCAUCAGUCCCCACUAGAAAAAAAAAUUGUGAGUUUAGGUGGUCUACAUACUCCAGCAGCAAGAAAUCUGUUAGCUCAAAGACAUAAAGAAGAACAUGAGGUACUCUCUAAAGAAAAGGCUAUGUCUUUUGACUAUCGACUUGCUAAAGCAGAGAAUUACUACUACACAAGAAUAAUGGAAAUGAUGGAAGAACAGAAUGAAUUUAAGAAGCCCAGAAUAGAGCCAGAUGGUGUUCAGAAGACCCCAUCCAUGAGAAAGCAAAUAAGAGAGUGGGACCGGAGGCAGCAAAUGAAAGAACAUCUAGAACGUAUGAUUCGAGGUAGAGAAUUUAAUGAGGAAAGGAACAAGGAAAGACUUUCUGUAAGAAUCCCAAGUCAUCCUCCUCCAUUUCAAAAGCGUAUAAAGAAAAAGAACCAUAAAAGAUUCGGAUGGAACACAGCUUAUCCUCUUCUCCAACCUCAAGAUGCAAGUCCGAUUGAAGUGGAUGUCCUUGUAGAAGAAUCACCAGAAAAAAAAGAUGUGUUUGUCGAGGCUAGCACUGGGCCGGCGUCCCGCCUCCUGGUGCCUGUGGUCUUGCUUUCUUUAGUCCGAUUCCCGCAGUCCUGCGUGUCAUACAAGCUGGUGGUAUGA